Messenger RNA from Vicia villosa (hairy vetch), 1598 nucleotides. RefSeq lists its product as uncharacterized. The record is from RefSeq and is a predicted model, not a curated record. Gene Ontology annotation, biological process: regulation of DNA-templated transcription. Gene Ontology annotation, molecular function: chromatin DNA binding; transcription coactivator activity. The transcript is spliced from 10 exons. Lineage: Eukaryota; Viridiplantae; Streptophyta; Magnoliopsida; Fabales; Fabaceae. The coding region runs from base 143 to 1321 and encodes 392 amino acids.
AUUUGAAUUGACGUACGUUGGAAGAAAUAGGUAUAGCCAAAUGUGAAGAGUAAUCGAUUAACACUAUAUAUGAAUUCUUUUUGUUUUUCACUCCGUUGCGGGAUUAGGGUUUCGUCGUCGUGAUCGUAACUGCUUUUCAUUAAUGGACACCGAUAAUGGAAUACCGAAUCAAGGUGAUUGGAGAAGUCAAUUGCACCCUGGAUCACGCCAAAGAAUUGUCAAUAAAAUAAUGGAAGGUUUAAAAAAGCAUGUUCCCGUUUCUGGUCAAGAGGGAUUGCUUGAACUUCAGAACAUUGCCCAAAUGUUUGAAGACAAGAAUUUUACUGUUGCAACAAGCCAGUCUGACUAUCUAAAGAAAAUAGCUACGAGGAUGCUUGAAUUUGAGAUUAAAUCCCGGGGCACUGUGGUCACCAAUAUAUCAUCAUCAUUAGAUAUGCUUACAUUGGAGACUGAAUCCCAGGACACUAUGGCCAACAAUAUAACAUCAUCUUUGGAGACUGAAUCCCAGGACACUAUGGCCAACAAUUUAACACCAUCUUUGGAUAUGGAGACUGAAUCUCAGGGCACUAUGGCCAACAAUUUAGCACCAUCUUUGGAUAUGGAGACUGAAUCUCAGGGCACUAUGGCCAACAAUUUAACACCAUCUUUGGAUACGGAGACUGAAUCUCAGGGCACUAUGGCUAAUAAUAUGACAUCGAAUCAAGUUGGCCCUAUCAAUGAACCUCUUGACCCAGCCAAUGGGAAACCGGAUCAAGGUGAUUGGAGAGGUAAAUUGCAGCCUGGAACGCGUGAAAGAACUGUCAACAAACUAUUGAACACAUUGAUAAGGUGUCUUCCCUUUCCUGGUCUAGAAGGAUUGCCUCAACUUCAAAAGCUUGCUCAAAAGUAUGAAGAGAGGGUUUUUACUGCUGCAACAAGCAAGUCUGAUUAUGCCAUGAAAAUAUUUUUGAGGAGUCUUAAAAUAGAGACUAAACACCAGGGCGCCUUUUUGGCCAAUGGAGUGACAUGGAAUCAAAUUGAUCCAGCCAAUGAGAGGCCAGAUCAAGGUGAUUGGAGAAGUACAUUGAAGCCUGAAGCGCGCGAAAAAGUUAUCAACAGAAUAAGGUACACAUUAAAAAAACAACUUCCUAUUGUUUCUGGUCAUGAAGGAUCAGAUGAGUUUGGAAAGAUUGCCCAAAGCCUUGAAGAGGGGAUUUUUACUUGUGCAACAAGCAAGGCUGAUUAUGCAAGGAAAAUAUGUUUGAAGCAUCAUGCAUUGAAAACUAAAUACGAGGGCCCUGAGAACAUUAUACCAAUGAAGUUGGUACAACUAAGGAAAUGAAAUAGAUAGAGUCGCGUGUUUAUCUUGCGUGCUAUGUCAUAAGCUCUAGUGAAAAAUGUUAUUAGAAGAGUCUUAUGCAAUUAACUAAACAUGAAAGUAUAAGGAGAAAGAAAACAAGAGGGGGAAAUGAGAAAAUUAUUCUUCCAUCUUUUAAACACCUCCAUAUAAAAAAACAUGCAUCAAAACAAUUUUGUUUAUAGCUAAUUUCAUAUAUUUUUUGAAUAUUGAGUAUACACAUUUGUUCAAUGAUAUAAUAUUCUGUGAGACUUAACAAAAA